Fopius arisanus is the source of this 1472-nucleotide messenger RNA. The record is from RefSeq and is a predicted model, not a curated record. Lineage: Eukaryota; Metazoa; Arthropoda; Insecta; Hymenoptera; Braconidae.
UCAGACACAUGAGUACGUGCGAGCUAGUUCAUUGAGCGUUCAAAAACGAUGAUAUAAUUUAUAUUCGGCGUAAAUUCCACCAAUUGAGAGGACACGUGUAAAAAAAGAAGAUCAAUCGGUGGUAUUUCUCAAGAAUAUCAUAAAUUAAACGGUCGUAUACUCAGGAAUUGGUGUAGCUCGUGACGUUGAAGCCCGGAAAUAAAUUCAGUGCUGAAGUGUUGAAAUAAAGUAAGAGUAAUAAAAUAAGCCCUCUCUGCUGGGCGUUCCACUUUUUGCUGAACAUUUCGGAAUCAGAAAAAAAAGCAAUAUUUAAGAAUGGGGGAGACAACGUUGGAAUCUAUUAAUUUUAUUGAGACUGAUUUGAUACCCGAGAUGGUGCACAAUCGAUGCUUCUGUGAGUCAGGAUCACGUGAAUUCGUAGAGUUUGAAUCGGUAUCAGUGAGACCACUGAUAACAUCUCGAGUGAAUAAGACUCGUGAAUUAUACAGAGGUAAAGUGAUCAUCAGGUUCUCAGGGGAGCCCAAAUCCUUUGACAUCAUCAUAAAACUCCUACCCACCAGCUGUCAAGAUGACGAUCGAGCUUACGGAAGUUUUCUAAAUGAAGAAAUGUUCUAUAACAAGAUGACAGCAAAAUUCAAAUUGAAUAUUUAUCCUAAAUGCUAUGCAGCUGAUAUGGGUAGAUACGGUCGCCCGGUUGUUGUUCUGGAAGACCUCGAGGCCGUUGGAUAUCGCCAUCUUUCUACCAAACUGGAUGGCAAUCACUUGAAAUUGUUACUCCAGGCCAUUGCUGAAUUUCAUGCCUGCGGGAUCGACCUCAAGCACAAGGAGUUCUCGAUAUUUCGAGAAUUCUACGCCAAAUUAAUAGAGACUAAGAGUGACGGGGACAAGUACAUGGAAAAAUUUUAUCGAGCCCUGCACAUUCUGAAAGAAAAUGAAUCAGAGUAUGUGGAAAGAUUGAGAAGGGAACUCGGUAGUAGAGAAAUGAGGUGUGAGGCGAACGAAAAUCCAUUCUUCACAAUUUGUCACGGUAAUUUGGACUUGAAUCACUCAUUAUUUUUCUACGACGGAGAAAGACCGAUAAGCGUCCAGAUUUUGGGUUGGAAUAGAAUGGUCUACACGUCUCCAACAAUUGAUUUAGAAUCGAUUCUCCGGGAAACUCAACUAGAAAAGAAUUGCAUCACCGAGAUUCAUAAAAAUUUUGACGAUUACUUUGACACACUAUUCAGCUCAAGCACAACCUUGAAAAAUGAGGGAUUACGCAUGUUUUUCCGGGCGAUCUUCGUAUUUCUUGUAUUCUCCACAAUUCCGGAAAGCCCAGAAAAUGAACAUGAGCUCAUCAAUUUUCUGAAUUCACUCUUGUAACACCGUUACUCCUGCAAGUGCCUGAAAGCUGAACUGAAAAUUGCGCAAGAGUUUCUCAGAAGGAUAACUUUGUAGAAAAAAGUGCAAUAAAUUGUCUGCCAUUACGAUAA